UCAUGUAGGUAUCGCACUUCCAAUCUAUUAUUGGCCGGUAUCAUUCCCGGGCCAAAAGAACCUGAUCCGGAUGAAUGCCAGAAGUUCGUCCGCCUCCUUGUCAAUGAGCUCUUGCGUCUUUGGAAGAUAGGGAUAAAGAUCAAGACACGCCGUUACCCCGAUGGGCGUCUCACUCGAGUGGCGUUGGUGGGAAUUAUCUGUGAUAAACCCGCCGCCCAUAAGAUGGGCGGCUUUGGCUCACAUAGCCAUCGGUAUUUUUGUACGCUUUGCUGGAUUGAACACAAUGAAAGGAAUUCUGCUGCUGCCUUUAUGAAAAAUGCAUUCCCUCCACGUACUGAUCAGCAGCAUCGAGCAUACAUGGGAGAGUACACGAAGCUUGGCACAAAGACUGCGAAGGCCAACUUUGUCAAAGAGUUCGCGAGCCGGUUCUCAGAGUUCUCCCGACUACCAUAUUUUGACAUGUGUAGAAUGAUUGUGAUUGACCCAAUGCACAACCUGCUCCUCGGUACGGACAUAUUGCUGCCCUGUUAA
Molecule: messenger RNA, 531 nt
Organism: Gloeophyllum trabeum ATCC 11539
Lineage: Eukaryota; Fungi; Basidiomycota; Agaricomycetes; Gloeophyllales; Gloeophyllaceae
Exons: 2
Source: RefSeq, a predicted model, not a curated record